AUGGAUUUCGCCAUUGGCAACGUACCAGAAACCACAUCUUCGAGAGACUCAAACCGAAGCAAAUACCCAGCAGGAAGUGCUUUGGCGAGAUUGAAACGAAAUGCAGCCUCCCUCCAUGAGGAUGUGGACCUGGUUAGCCAACGCAUCUCACAGCAAGCGAACAAGAUUGAGCAGAUGGAACAGCAAUUGGAGAACGCACAACAACGCAUCCAGAAGUUGGAGGUUGAACUUCAAGCGCGAAUUUUUAGAUCUAUACCUGACUACCAGCUUAGUGAUGCGACUGUUUCCGAGGAUUUCAUGGUAUUCCGCGAUAGCCUCAGCGAGUGGGUGGAGGGAUUUCCUGAUAUCAAGUCUUUCACCGAAACAGUUUAUGAUGCCAUCUACCGCCGAGGUAUUUGUGAGAACAUAUUCGCCCUUCAGAGAACGUUUCAGUUAGAAUUUGAUGACGCACAAACUGAGAUAUUGACAUGGAUUAGCUUCUGUGUUAUUGAAAAACAUGUACUCGAACCUAGAGUAUUCGCCGCACCACCAGCUGAUCAAGAACUCAUGGAAUACCUCCAUAAAGGGAUGAUGAUGCUGGAACCGAAAAAAGAUAUUGAAAGCGUUAAUCUUUGGCGGUCGGAUACAGUGAGGGCCUACACUGCAACUCAACUGCAUAAGGAUAGGGUUAUUCAGCACUGCGCUGGAUUGGCGGAGUAUUUGCGUGGUUUUUUCGGUUGUUUCAGCUUUGAGGGAACAUUCGAUUGGGACCAAAAGUUUGGAAGACUGGAGAAACAGGUCUUACCACAAAUUGCAGCUCUUGCGCUGAAACUGAGCUGCUCACCGGAACAAUACCAGUGGGAACGGUAUCGAGAUGUAGGUGCCAAGGGGACGCUAUCUAGAAUCAUCUACAAGGGCCAUUUAAGUGAUUUCAUAUUCAUGGAUGUCCAUACUCACCAGACGCUUAACCCUCAGGCUGCGAGGUUUGCGAGUAUGCAGGAUGAUGCACCUAUUGGGUUGUUCCUUCUGGUUUUAUAUCCGGCCUAG
Messenger RNA from Aspergillus nomiae NRRL 13137, 1026 nucleotides. RefSeq lists its product as uncharacterized. NCBI's taxonomy places the organism in Eukaryota, Fungi, Ascomycota, Eurotiomycetes, Eurotiales, Aspergillaceae. The record is from RefSeq and is a predicted model, not a curated record. The coding region runs from base 1 to 1026 and encodes 341 amino acids. The transcript has 3 exons.